This is a messenger RNA of Coccinella septempunctata (seven-spotted ladybird), 2176 nucleotides long. Its product is annotated as dual specificity protein phosphatase CDC14C-like. Gene Ontology annotation, cellular component: spindle pole; kinociliary basal body; centrosome. Gene Ontology annotation, molecular function: protein tyrosine/serine/threonine phosphatase activity; protein serine/threonine phosphatase activity. The coding region runs from base 203 to 2077 and encodes 624 amino acids. The transcript has 5 exons. The record is from RefSeq and is a predicted model, not a curated record. NCBI's taxonomy places the organism in Eukaryota, Metazoa, Arthropoda, Insecta, Coleoptera, Coccinellidae. Gene Ontology annotation, biological process: microtubule cytoskeleton organization; regulation of exit from mitosis; positive regulation of cytokinesis.
UUCUAAAUUUUGUGUCAAAUAAGUGCCAGAAUGGGGCUAUUUGUUUCGACAACACAAAAUUUGUAAGAUGAGAAUAUUUUCUUAUAAAACUAAGUACUUAAUUUUGGCAAUUCUCUCAAAUUAUAUUUUACAAUUUCUUUCGUACGUGAUAUACUGCGGUGAUUUGGAAAAGACCUGCUAUCUUUACUCAUAGCUGAUCGCAAUGGGCACAAAAUCUUGCAGCCAUAUCGAAUCCGAUAGGAUGGUGGAGAUACUGAAGAAUCAGCUGUAUUUUGCAGUAAUCAGGGGACUUUCUGGUAAAAAAAUAAAAACCACGGAUGACGCCUUGUACUUUUCGAUUGAUGACGAAUUCGAAUACCAAAAUUAUUAUUACGAUUUCGGUCCGUACAAUAUUUCUUAUCUCUAUAAGUACUGCAUCAAACUGAACAAGUUUUUGCAGUAUUCUCAAGGUCAGAAAAGGGUCGUUCAUUGCACAAGUACGAAUGCGGAAAAAAAGGUGAAUGCCGCAUAUCUCAUCGGGAGCUACUGCAUUAUUUAUUUGAAGAUCCACCCUGCUGAAGUAACCAAAUUGUUGAUGAAAGCUGGGCCUUACAAGCAAUUCAUGGACGCGUCUCAAAUCCCCUGCCCCUUCACCAUAAAACUGGAGUUUUGCUUCAACGCGAUUUCCAAGGCCGUGGCCUUCAACUUCUUCAACUUCGACGAUUUCGAUGUGACUGAGUAUGACAUGUACGAAAAGUUGCAAUUCGGAGAUAUGAACUGGCUGGUGCCGAGGAAAUUUCUGGCCUUCAUCGGACCGAACAGUAGCGAGUUCCUAAAUGGUCAUCCGCCUGAUUACUACAUAAAAUAUUUCCUCAAAAACGACAUCAAGACGGUCAUAAGGUUGAACAACAAAAUGUACGACGCUGCAGUUUUCAGCAACGCUGGCAUCGCUCAUUACGAUCUGAUCUACCCUGACGGAUCCACGCCUUCGAAGGACAUCCUGAUGAAAUUCCUUCUUAUAGCCGAGACCGCGCCAGCAGCUGUAGCAGUUCACUGCAAGGCUGGUCUUGGAAGAACAGGAUCCCUGAUCGGUGCUUACAUCAUAAAGCAUUAUAGAAUGUCGGCCAAAGAAGCUAUAGCUUGGAUGAGGAUCUGUAGACCUGGAUCUGUGAUUGGUCAACAGCAGGUCUGGCUGGAAAAACUGGAAUCUUGGCUGUGGAACUGUGGCACGAUAUACAGGAACAAGCAUUACGGCGAAGGAGAGAAAAUUCCGCGCCACAAGUUCGGCAUCUACAGUAAAAUAUGGCCGGUCGAAAGAAACAGGAUACUGCGUGAAGCAAGACGAAAAUAUUCUUCGCAGUACUCGGUCAGCGACCCGGAACACCUUGCUCAGACGAACAAAAAAUUGAGCACUGCCAUAAUGCGCAGCAAACCUCCGUAUUUUCGGUCCAGAAUGAAGAACAUCAAAGAGGGAAAUUGUUUCGAAGACAUAUCGGAGUUGUUGAGGACGGUGUAUGGCCUGGAAAAAAAUAAAAGUAGACAACAUAAUCGCACCAUGCCUAACAUUCGGGCUUCAGCUGGCUCGGAAUCGAGACGUCAUACCGCAACGCCAAUAAGAAUUUUUGGCAGUCAGAUGCAGCGACGUACAACCGCAGAAGAUGUAGCUAACGACCAGUCAACAUCCACCCUUUUACAAAAGUCUCGAAUGCCAGAGACUGAAUCUCAAGGGGAUAAUCAGUACACGGAAAGAUCAGAAGAAGAUCGUUCUAGCAUGAAGAACAAAUCGGGUCCAGUAGUCGUCCAGGUACCAGCAAGAAGAAAAAACGUGUUUAAAGUGGAUACGGACACAGACACAAGCAAUUACGUUCACAGUUACAUGGAAGAAAAGGCCAGAAGAAAGGCUCUAUCGGGAAAAAUCAAGGUAACACAAGGGGAUAAACUUCUAGAGCGGAAAGUAAUAAAAAGUGGAAACAUCGUACGUCUAAGAAAACCAUCGGGAAGUAUCGUUAAUAGUAAUAAUGGACAUACGGCCGAAAGUGAUUUCAACAGCACGGCGAACUUGGAUGCUAAUAGUUAUGUUUAUUCUGAUCAUCAAUAAUGUAUUUCAAAGAAAAUUUGUGAAACAUCAUUAAUUUCGUUUUCAGUGUAUCUUUUUUCGUAGUGGGUACGUUUGUAAUAAAGCUCCAAAUAAAACGUU